Messenger RNA from Anopheles maculipalpis, 1427 nucleotides. RefSeq names its product pleiotropic regulator 1 (gene Tango4). Gene Ontology annotation, molecular function: protein binding. The record is from RefSeq and is a predicted model, not a curated record. The coding region runs from base 45 to 1427 and encodes 460 amino acids. The transcript has 3 exons. NCBI's taxonomy places the organism in Eukaryota, Metazoa, Arthropoda, Insecta, Diptera, Culicidae. Gene Ontology annotation, cellular component: Prp19 complex; catalytic step 2 spliceosome; precatalytic spliceosome. Gene Ontology annotation, biological process: mRNA splicing, via spliceosome.
GUAGAUAAAUUGUGCUUAAAAUUAGUAAUAACACAGCUCUUCACAUGGAGGAAGUUCAGCGCCAUUCGGUGCACACAUUGGUGUUCCGUUCGUUAAAGCGUACCCACGAUUUCUUUGUGGCCAAUCAAUCCUUGCUGCCGGAGAUUGACGAAAAGCUUGAAAAGGUAAAAUUUAACAUCAAGGCACGGGACACGUACGGCUUGGUGUUUGAUCGUACGGCCAAAGCAAAAGCAUUGGCUGCCAAGCGAGGUGACAGUGACCGGUCGGAUGGGCAGAAUGGUGUAAAGGAUGGAGUUUUAGCUAUAACGGCCGGCGAACAGGAAGGAAUAGCACCAGACGGUACCAACACCCAGACAGCACUUGUACCGGCAACAACACCGACAACCCAGAACACUACCAACGCGAUGCAGAUACUGCCGAAAAAAGCUCCUACCAUUCCGAAACCCAAAUGGCACGCACCGUGGAAACUUUGCCGUGUCAUUUCGGGCCAUCUCGGUUGGGUGCGUUGCGUUGCCGUGGAACCAGGUAAUGAAUGGUUCGCAACCGGUGCCGCUGAUCGUGUCAUCAAGAUUUGGGAUCUAGCCAGUGGUAAAUUGAAGCUUUCCCUUACCGGACACGUUAGUACGGUGCGAGCACUGUCCGUAAGCCCUCGCCAUCCGUAUCUGUUUAGCUGCGGCGAGGAUCGGCAGGUAAAGUGUUGGGAUUUGGAGUACAACAAGGUGAUACGGCACUACCAUGGACAUCUGUCGGCGGUUUACACGAUGUCACUGCAUCCGACGAUCGAUGUGCUCGUAACGGCGGGCCGUGAUUCGACGGCACGCGUGUGGGAUAUGCGCACAAAGGCAAACAUUCACACACUGACCGGCCACACGAAUACGGUCGCGAGUGUGGUAACGCAGGCAGCCAAUCCACAGAUUAUUACGGGCAGCCACGAUUCGACGGUACGGUUGUGGGAUCUGGCCGCGGGCAAAAGUAUGUGCACGCUGACAAAUCACAAGAAAAGUGUGCGGGCGAUCGUGCUGCACCCAUCGCUGUACAUGUUUGCAUCGGCCUCGCCGGACAACAUUAAACAAUGGCGCUGUCCGGAGGGAAACUUUAUACAGAAUCUCAGCGGACACAACUCGAUCGUGAACUGUAUGGCGGUGAACCCGGAGGGUGUGCUCGUGUCCGGUGGGGAUAAUGGAACGAUGUUCUUCUGGGAUUGGCGCACCGGGUACAAUUUUCAGCGGUUCCAGGCGGCGGUACAGCCGGGCUCGAUGGACAGUGAGGCGGGCAUCUUUUCGAUGACGUUCGAUCAGUCCGGUUCGCGGUUGAUAACGACCGAGGCGGACAAGACGAUCAAAAUUUACAAGGAGGACGAUGAAGCGACGGAAGAAUCGCAUCCUAUCAACUGGCGACCGGAGAUUAUUAAGCGCAGAAAGUACUAA